AUGGCCCACACGCUAUAUUUCCCUCUUCUCCUCAUUGCUCUCUGCUCCGUAUCUGAAUGUGUUCAGCGUCAGUAUCACUUUAUAAAUGAGAUGAAGACCUGGACUGAAGCUCAGAGAUACUGCAGAGAGAAAUACACAGAUCUGGCCACUGUUGACAACGUGAACGACACAAAUGAGCUGAUGAAGAGUGUGAAAGAUGUACGUCUCUGGAUUGGUCUGCAGAGGAAAUGGCAGUGGUCUUCAGGUGAUCCUGCACUCUUUCUGAACUGGGCAUUACAACAACCAGAUGGCACAGAUGAUUGUGCUUUUAUGAGAAAUGGAGAGUGGCAUGAUGGGAAAUGUAGUGACACCUGGAUCUUCGUAUGCUACAACAUGAGCAGAGGACUGGUGUUUGUCAAUCAGAUGAUGAACUGGACAGCUGCUCAGAGUUACUGCAGACAGAAUCACACUGAUCUGGUCAGUGUGAGGAACCAGAAUGAGAAUCGACAGCUGGAGAAGUUCAUUACUGACAGAAACUCAUCUGGAUCUGAAGUUUGGAUCGGUCUGUUCAGAGACUCGUGGCAGUGGUCAGAUCAGAGUAACUAUUCAUUCAGUUACUGGAAUACUGGUGAACCAAAUAAUUAUGGAGGUAAUGAAAACUGUACAGUGCUAAAGGAGAACACUCGUGGACACUGGGCAGACAUCUCUUGUGGCCAUCAGUUUCCUUUUGUGUGUCAUGAAGAUCAACUGAUUGUGAUCCAGCAGAAUCUGUCGUGGUCUGAAGCUCUGAGAUACUGCAGACAGAAUCAUGUGGAUCUGGUCUCGGUUCAGUCAGUGGAGAUGCAGCGUCGUGUGAUGAACGUGGUUAAACUGGCGUCUACUGAGGCGGUGUGGUUGGGUUUACGUCACUCCUGUGCUUUGGGCAUCUGGUUCUGGGUGAAUGGAGAGACCGUGUGCUAUCAGAACUGGGCUCCAGGGAACGGCACAUCAGAGGAGGACUGUGAGCCCACAGUGAGAUCUGGAGCAGUUCAGUCUGGGGGAAAUCGGACCUGGAUCAGCCGUCCUGAAACUGAUAAACUCAACUUCAUCUGCAGUAAUUAUUAAAAGUGGAAGACUGGUGUAUGAUUAUAAUCAAUGUUUCAUUUUUCAUACUAUUAUAUUAUAGCGUGAUUAUUUGUAGUGUAUAAUGAAAAACUGUCAUUUCAAGAUUUACUGUAUGUAACAUUUCUUUUAGUCAUUUAAAAAUACAA
This is a messenger RNA of Danio aesculapii, 1229 nucleotides long. RefSeq names its product macrophage mannose receptor 1-like. Lineage: Eukaryota; Metazoa; Chordata; Actinopteri; Cypriniformes; Danionidae. The transcript is spliced from 4 exons. Bases 1 to 1083 code for a protein of 360 amino acids. The record is from RefSeq and is a predicted model, not a curated record.